CUGCCACUCCCAGGCGACUGCCACUCCCAAGAGUGUCCGCCCAUCGCACGGUACUCUGCCACUGCGAGGAGAGUGUCAGACCAUCACAGCCCCUCAACACCACCACUACUACCACCACCACCAGCGUCAUGGAGGCUGCAGGGAGGGGCCGCAGGAAGGCACGGGGGAGACGGGCUAAGAAGAACAUGAACACUGGCGGCAGCCCUGCGGAGUGUCCAGUGUGCCUGGCAGGCUAUGAUGACACACUGCAGAGGCCGCGCACCCUGCCAUGCGGCCACACUGUCUGCACGCUGUGCAUAGAUCAGCUGGAGGAGCAGGGCCGUGUUGCCUGCCCAGAGUGCCGCGUCAGCCACGCCGUGCCCGAGGGAGGGCAGUUCCUUGUCUGCUAUGCUGUUGAGGCCCUCAUAAGGAUGAUGAAAGACGCUGAGGUGGCAGCAGCAGCAGCAGCAGCCUCGCCGCCACCCAGUGCCGGGGAAGGGGAAAGAGCAGCAGCAGCAGCUGGCAAGAAGGAGGCGGCGGGUCUCUCUCAGAAAAUGCGUUCCUUCCUGCAGGAACAGGAGGCCACAGUUGUGGCCGCCAUCACCGCCUGCCGGGAGGCUCAGUCGCAGCUGAACCAGUACCAGACGACCCUGGCAGGCUGGGGCGAGCGGCAGCAGCAACUGGAGGACAGGCUCCUGGGACUGGUGGACCAGAGCAGGAACGUCAGGGAGCUCCUGCAGCAGGAAGAGUCCCGUGCGGCGGCCAAGGAGGAGGAGCUGAAGAAGGGGGAGCAGGGGCUGCAGGCCGUGCUGGAGACGUUGCGCACCCUUACAACAGAGCAAGAAGCAGGCGCGGCGGUGACUGAAGUGUUUCGUGUCACUAGCGAGGCAGAGCAGACGGUGAAGGAGUGCCGAGAAGGUGUUCCUGAUGCCAGCACCGUCACCACCGCCAGGAAGGUGAACGCAGCAUCUAGUGCAGCCCUGGAGGCUGUCCAGGCUGUCCUGGCCGCUCUGGAAACACUUACUAUAGAGGAGCCCAGGCCCCAGUCAGACUCAGACUCCACCGUUAUGGGCAGACUGCACCUCAUCUGUACAGGGAGCUUGACGGCCGAGGACCUACGCAGCCUGACGCAGCCCGCCAGGCGCCUGCUGGAGGCUGGCUGGGUGUUUGCUGUCCACCAGGUGGAAGGUCAGCGCCGACACGCAAGAAUAAGCCUUGAAGCCGGCCAGCUGUGCCUCCACGCCCUGAAGGACCAUCCCCCGCCACUGGGCGCGGCAACCCUGCAGGUGAGCGAGGUUGUGCCGCCCUCCCCCCCCUGCACGGUGUUCCUGGACCUGUCCUGGCCGGGCAUCGCGCCGCGGCGGGUCAAAAUCCGUCUGAGCUCCGACACCCCGCGGGGCAGACAGUUCUUACUGUUGUGCACGGGGCAGCGCGGCCCCUCCUACGUUAAAACCAGGUUGUACGGGGUAGGGAAAAAGGCGGAGGCGGGAGAGUAUGUAGGGGGCGGGGACUUCGAGAGUAACGAUGGUAAAGGGGCAUCCGUCCUGCUGCCUGGCCUUGAUAAGGGUGAGUACUCGAUAUCAGGCCGUGCGGGGGCUGUGUUUGGCCUGAGGUGGAGUGAGGCUACCCGGGGAGAAUGUGGUCACUUUGGCAUCUUAACCCAAGACCGUAAGGAUGGUGGUGGGGGUUUUGUCUUCGGUGAGGUGGUGGACGGGCUGCACGUGGUGGCCGAGGCAGCCAAACGCAUGAACAUUACGAAGGUGACUGUGGCGGACUGUGGCGUGGUGUUGUGAGGGUAAUGGCCACCACCACCACCACCACCACCACCUGGUCACCUGCUGCGGUCAACCCCUGCACCACCGCCCUGCUGUUUGCUUGUUCCCGUUGUUUCCGUGGUUCCUGUUGUUUGUCUUCACACUGUGUGAGUUCAAGGCGACGUUCCUGUAUCGUGAUGCGCCGUGUCGUGUACGCAACACACAAGGCUCACUGUGUUGUUUCCUGUGCUCUGCUGUGCUGGGGAGAAAGUCUCUCUCUCUCUCUCUCUCUCUCUCUCUCUCUCUCUCUCUCUCUCUCUCUCUCUCUCUCUCUCUCUCUCUCUCUCUCUCUCUCUCUCUCUCUCUCUCUCUCUCUCUCUCUCUCUCUCUCUCUCUCUCUCUCUUUUCUUCAUUUUCUUUAUUUUGUUUUCCUGUUCUGUCUUUCACUCCUCUCCUUUCCUGUUAUUUGAUCUAUUUCACCUUUUCCUUUUUGUUUUCCUCUCCUCUCCUAUUCUUUGCUUUUCUUGGUAUUUCAUUUUUUCACUUUUUCUUUUCUUUUUUCGUAUUUCGUUUCGUUUCGUUUUCACUUUCCUUCAUUUGGAUAAUAUCUACGAGUGGGUACUGGGUAGCCUCCUCUGGCGAAGGUAAUACCUACAACAUGGAUUCCUUUUUGGUCCCUGAAUGCAGUGCAGUAACAAGUGACCUCCAGAAAAUAGAAAGGGGUCUAGGGGGGGCCAAGGGGGGAGAAGCUCCAUCAGUAUUAUUCCAUAAUAUGAAGUAUUUUG
Eriocheir sinensis (Chinese mitten crab) is the source of this 2518-nucleotide messenger RNA. RefSeq lists its product as uncharacterized. Gene Ontology annotation, molecular function: ubiquitin protein ligase activity. The record is from RefSeq and is a predicted model, not a curated record. NCBI's taxonomy places the organism in Eukaryota, Metazoa, Arthropoda, Malacostraca, Decapoda, Varunidae. The coding region runs from base 129 to 1772 and encodes 547 amino acids. Gene Ontology annotation, biological process: protein ubiquitination. The transcript has 2 exons.